Erythranthe guttata (spotted monkey flower) is the source of this 2016-nucleotide messenger RNA. The record is from RefSeq and is a predicted model, not a curated record. NCBI's taxonomy places the organism in Eukaryota, Viridiplantae, Streptophyta, Magnoliopsida, Lamiales, Phrymaceae.
AUAGAGAGAGAGAGAGAGACAGAGAGGCUUUGGCAGUGUUUUUAAUAAAUGGACCAGCUGAAACCAAACCCUGCAAAUUCAUGCCCACUCACCCCUUUGACAUUCUUGCAAAGAGCAGCCGUUGUUUACGGCGACUGCCCGUCGGUUGUUUACAAUCAGACAACCUUCACAUGGUCCCAGACCUACGACCGAUGCCUGAGAGCCGCAUCCGCCAUUCAUACCUCUCUGGGAAUCCAGAGCGGCGCCGUCGUGUCAGUGGUGGCGCCCAACAUCCCGGCCAUGUACGAGCUCCAAUUCGCGGUGCCAAUGGCGGGCUUCGUCCUCAACAACAUCAACACCCGUCUCGAUGCCCGCACCAUCUCCGUCAUCCUCCGUCACAGCGAGUCGAAAGCCGUCUUCUUCGACUCCCAUCUCCGCUCUCUGGUACUCGAAUCAAUUUCUCUGCUUCCGCCGGAAUUCCAGCCACCACCACUUCUCAUACUCAUCGCCGCCGCCGAUGAUGAUGAUGUUGAUGGUGAUAUUAACGGCGGCAGGUCAAAGUCAAACACUAGUGUUGAUGAUCUCAUCGCUGAUACUUACGAAGGUUUGGUGCAGAAGGGGAAUCCAGAUUUCAAAUGGAUCUCUCCAAAGAACGAGUGGGACCCAAUGACUCUGAAUUACACAUCAGGAACAACAUCUUCUCCAAAGGGUGUCGUUCACUCCCAUAAAUCCAUUUUCAUCAUCACUUUCGAUUCUCUCAUCAAUUGGUCGGUCCCGAAGCAGCCGAUCUACCUCUGGACGCUGCCGAUGUUCCACUCAAACGGGUGGAGCUACACCUGGGGAAUGGCGGCCGUCGGCGGAACAAACAUCUGCCUCCGGAAGGUUAACCCACGUGUCAUAUAUGAGGCAAUCAAUAUGUAUAAAGUCACCCAUAUGUGCGGUGCUCCCGUGAUCCUAACAAUGCUAGCAAACCACCCACUCGCGAGGCCGCUCAAGACCCCGGUUCAAUUCAUGACAGGUGGGGCGCCACCGCCGGCGGCGGUGGUUCUCCGGUCGGAGUCUCUUGGGUUUGUAGUGAGCCAUGGUUAUGGGAUGACUGAAUUGGCCGGGGUGGUGGUGUCGUGCGCUUGGAAAUCGAAGUGGGACGAGUUUCCGGCGGGGGAGAGGGCGAGGCUGAAGGCAAGACAAGGUGUGAGGACAUUGGGGCUGACGGCGGCGGACGUGGUGGACCCGGAGAGUGGGAAGAGUGUGAAGAGAGAUGGAUUGACUCUUGGAGAAAUCGUGGUGAGAGGCGGUUGCUUGAUGCUUGGUUAUCUGAAAAAUCCAGAGGCCACUUCCAAAUGCAUGAGAGAAGACGGGUGGCUGUACACCGGCGAUGUUGGUGUAAUGCACCCUGACGGGUACCUGGAAAUUAAGGACCGCUCAAAGGAUAUCAUCAUAACCGGCGGCGAGAAUGUUAGCAGCGUAGAGGUUGAGUCCGUUCUUUACUCCAACCCCGCCGUCAACGAGGCUGCGGUGGUGGCUCAGCCCGAUGAUUACUGGGGAGAGACGCCUUGUGCUUUCUUGAGCUUGAAAGAAGGUGUCUGCCCCAAGCCGCCGGAGUAUGAGAUGAUAGAAUUCUGUAGGGCGAGGUUGCCGCAUUACAUGGUGCCCAAGACGGUCGUGUUCAUGGCGGAGCUACCCAAAACGGCCACCGGGAAGGUGCAGAAGUUCACUCUCAGAGACAUUGCCUACAAAAUGGGGCCCCUCGCAGCCACGAGUCGGAUGUAAACAGACUCAGAAAUUAAAAGCAGAUAAUAUUUUUCUUUCAUUCGUGAUUUACUUUUAUACGUUUUUCAAUUCUUUCUAUUUCAAAAGAAAACUCAAGUUAUUCGCUCCUAAAUUUUAAUUUAUUACUUGUACAAUUCAAAUAUCCUUAUUAUUGAAAGUUUAAUUUAUUUAGGAUUAUUUGUACAACAUUUUCUCUAGAUAUUACAGAAAUAAACUUCUUGUUUCAAUUUAUUUAAGAUUUUACUUUAAAGUUGAAUGCAUGGUAAU